This is a messenger RNA of Penaeus vannamei (Pacific white shrimp), 868 nucleotides long. Its product is annotated as ribosomal protein L12. Gene Ontology annotation, cellular component: cytosolic large ribosomal subunit; ribosome. NCBI's taxonomy places the organism in Eukaryota, Metazoa, Arthropoda, Malacostraca, Decapoda, Penaeidae. Gene Ontology annotation, molecular function: structural constituent of ribosome; large ribosomal subunit rRNA binding. Gene Ontology annotation, biological process: translation. The record is from RefSeq and is a predicted model, not a curated record.
CCUCCGUCGCUCUUCUUCCGCUGGACGACACUGACUGCGGGUGCACCUCUGUGGUCGUUCUCAUCAGAGUUCAUCCACCACCUGAGUUUUGUCAUCCUCCCGCGAGUGCAUUAAUCAAGCUUCGCGAUGCCUCCCAAGUUUGAUCCCACUGAGAUCAAGACCGGUAAUGCUUGAGAUUUUGUGUAAUAAGAACAUCAUUGACUGAUGGUGACCCGUUGGCCAUGAUGGUUUCGGCGGUCGCAAGUGUGUCUGAGAUGUGUUGGUGGAGAAAUGGCUGCCACCUCUUCCCUGGCCCCCAAGAUCGGUCCCCUCGGUCUGUCCCCCAAGAAGGUGGGUGACGAUAUCAUGAAGGCGACUGGUGAUUGGAAAGGCCUCAAAGUGACUGUCAAGCUCAUCAUCCAAAACAGGCAGGCUAGAGUGGAGGUUGUGCCCUCAGCUGCCUCCCUAGUUAUCAAGGCACUCAAGGAGCCUCCACGUGACCGCAAGAAGGUCAAGCACAUUAAGCAUAAUGGAAACUUGACUCUGGACCAGAUGAUUGACAUUGCCCGCACAAUGAGACCGCGUUCCCAGGCCAAGGCCCUCUCAGGUACUCUGAAGGAGGUUCUGGGAAGUGCACAGAGUGUUGGGUGCACGGUCGAGGGACAGAACCCCCAUGACAUCAUUGAAGGUAUUAACGAUGGCAGCGUUGAAGUCCCUGAAGAGUAAGAUGUGGCAUAACUCAGCCAACCAACACACCACAGACCCUGGGAGAAGAAUACACGAAGAGACCAAGAUUCUCUGACCAAGAAUGCAUUUGUUAGGGAUUAUAGUCCCCUUUGCUCAUUCCAUAAUGUGUGAAAAUCUCAUGGUUAAUAAAGUGUGAAGGUGA